AUGAAUCUGAAACAGCUCCGUGAAGAGGCUUCGAGUAGAGGAGUUACUGCUGCUAGAAGUAAGGAGCUUCUGGAGAGGCUCUGUGCUGGAGGUGCCAACGAUUUUAAAAACAAUGGCGAAGAUGAUAGCAAAGAUGGUAAUGCGCACUUCCAUGCACUGCAGAAAGUGAAAACCAUUGAUGACAUGCGAGGAAUGAGUAUAAAGCAGCUUCAAGAAGAAUCUGGCGCACGAGGACUUAUUGUCGUUGGCACGAAGGAGCUGCUGGAGAGAUUGUGUGGUGAUAACCGCAAUGUCUCAAAUGACAAUGAUACUGAUGAUACGUGUGGUUCGUGUUGUCGAAUCCAAACUGGCAAAGAAAUAUGGUGA
Messenger RNA from Striga hermonthica, 366 nucleotides. Lineage: Eukaryota; Viridiplantae; Streptophyta; Magnoliopsida; Lamiales; Orobanchaceae. The record is from the annotation of a GenBank genome assembly.